Molecule: messenger RNA, 1020 nt
Organism: Fomitopsis serialis
Lineage: Eukaryota; Fungi; Basidiomycota; Agaricomycetes; Polyporales; Fomitopsidaceae
Exons: 5
Coding region: 1-1020 (339 amino acids)
Source: RefSeq, a predicted model, not a curated record
AUGUCCGCCGACAGUCUCGACAUUCGCGCGGCCAAUUAUAUGAUUGCACUGUAUGAGUAUAGACUAGCUUACUUGGCUGGCACCGCUGGGCAGAAUCUGUCGCCCGCGCCGGACGCCGACUUUAGUGUGGAAAUGAUCGGCCAGGCACACCAAAUGGUCGAAAUUAUUAAGGAAGCCUUUCUUCGUCGAAAGGAUUAUGCGGAGGCUAUCCCGGCGGAAAUCUCUGACCGGACAAUGCCGCGCCUUCAUCGCGCCAUGAAGGAAUUCCCGCCCCUCGAACUCGGCGACGGUAUUUUUACACAGCCCGCCACCGUCGUCGAUGCACUGGGGCAUGUUCUGCUUUGGUACCUGCCUGGUAUCAUAACGGCCGAGCAGCAGGCGAGCCUUAAGAUAUGGGAAAAUACGUUUCUACUCAAUCCAAUGCUCGCAAAGUCUCGUGGGCAGGCUUCGACAACAUGGCGGAAUCACCCGGACAACUUCGCGGCAACCGGACAAUGGCAAAGCCUGGAUCCCGGGUGCAUAUCUUUCUCCCCGGGUUGGUACCAGCAAGGUCACCAGGGCACUACAUAUCCGCCACAGGUGUCCUCAACUUUAUCGGAGGAACAAUCUCCCGGCCGGGAUUGGUUCCGGGCAAUGACAGAGCAGCACGCCCUCAUUGCGGGCAUGCUCCGGAUAAUUCAUCCGGAGUUGCAUGCUAUGGGCUAUGCGGCGCUCGCCUCAACUCGGAUUUGUCCCGACAUUGCGGACGUGCUCCCCUUGUGGGGUACUCCAUUCAAUGCCAUGUCCGUUAUCACCAACCGCCGAUCGCCCCUCCACCUUGACCGAAUGUCGGCAAAGGAUUGGUACGAUCUCCUCAUCACGAUUGGUGGGGACAACGACACGGUAUUAGAGCUCCCGACCCUCGGCCUCACCUUACAGUACGCCGGCGGGGAGAGGCUUUGCGUUGUAUACUACCUUAGACCCCAAGUACACAAAUGGGCGAAGGUGAAGAAGACCAGUUGGCUGACAGUCGACUUUUAG